AUGAAGCUUUCACCAUUGUUGGUGAUUUCUUCAGCGUCGGCGCUAGAAUGCUAUACUUGUCAGACUUCAGAUCCUUCCACGUGCACGCUUGAAAAAUGCCCAAACGACGGCCAAGAAUGGGCCUGCCAAAACGAAGUGCGUUCUCAUUCUCGACAUUACUUUGUCGCAAAGGGCUGUAAGCAGCGAAUGGCGUGUAUGAACAACUCAAUUCAAAACGACCGAGCAGCGUGGAUUCCGUCCCAAUGCAACCCUCUCAACCCCUACAACUCCGUCUGCCGCUGCUGCUGCGAUGAUAGAGACGGGUGCAACAAGGAGGACAUCUUUUGUCUGGAAGCGCCGAAAUGUCCUGAACUGGAGAAGAGAAAGAAUCUCGACAUGGAAUGCACAAAAAUGAGGGAAAUAGGAUCAGAAUGUUCCUUCGAGUGCUCUGGAGAUGCCGAGCUCGUUGGAGCGACGAAGAUUUCUUGCAAUAAUAUGGCUACCUGGGCUCCCGAGCAGCCAAAGUGCGUACCAAACUGUCCAACAAUCGAAUUCGAAGGAGGUAGCAAAGAAUGCUCAAAUGGUCGACGAAGCGGGUCAACGUGCAAAUUCUCAUGCCGAGAAGGGACACGAUUAGUUGGUUCAAAGUCAACCACAUGUGCGGCUGAUGGUAGUUGGACUCGCGAAGCACCGACUUGUGAACCCAUUUGUGAUGAGCUGGAAGUAGCAAAUGGCGAUGUUCGUUGCUCGAAUCGGAACUUUUUGGAGUCCAUUUGUCAAAUUUCCUGUGAUGGGGAUUUUGAGCGAAACGGUCCAGCCACGCAAACGUGCAAACAAAUCCGGGAAUACACGGCUGACUGGGACGGUAACGGUGAAACUUCCUGUGAGGCUGUUUGCAAAGCCCUGACGGACAUCCCCUACGGAUCAACAUCAUGUUCAAACGAAAACAAACGCAACUCCGAGUGUUCAUUUUCCUGCAAUGAUCGAUUCCGCUUGCUAGGUUCUCCUAUUAUCACGUGUCAAAAAGACGGAAAAAGCUCCAAUGGCCUCGAUUGGUCCGGCCCGCUUCCAGUUUGUGAAGCGAUUUGCGAAGCAAUCCCUGUUCCUGAAAACGGCGAGAGUAGCUGCACAGACGGGCGCAAUUUAGGCUCAACUUGUGCAUUUUCAUGCCCCGCUGGGACUCGAUUAAUCGGCGAUAAGGCCUCAACCUGUACAGGAUUCGGUGGCUUAGCUAAUUGGACUACUCAAGCGCCACUUUGUGAACCAGUCUGCGACGAUCUCACCUUGAAGAACGGCGAAAUAAAUUGCACCAACGACAAUUUUCUGAAUUCAAAGUGUUCAUUAUCCUGCGCCAAAAAAUACGAACGCAACGGGCCAAGUUCUCAGACUUGCGUCGAGACCGGCCCCGCAAAAGCAGACUGGGACGGGGCAUUAACGACCACUUGUCAGCCAAUCUGUCAGCCAUUGGUCGACAUUGCAAACGGGGCCACAAGCUGCAACGAUGGAUCAAGAAUAAACUCAAAGUGCGAGUUCUCCUGUAACGAGCGAUAUCAGCUUCGUGGCUUUCCCUCUGUUACUUGCCAGCUUGAUCGGACGAUGGAAAAUGGCCUCGGCUGGUCUGGCCCGAUCCCUGGUUGUGAGCCGAUUUGCCCAGAAGUGCCUAAGGUUGAAAAUGCAGUGGUUGCUUGCGACAGUGCCACAGACAUUGGCUCCAUCUGUAAAUACGUAUGUAAGAGGGGCUUUGAACUAGUCGGCCGACCAACAACGACUUGUCUACUGGAUGUCACCGACAGCACUGCUAACUGGGAGAUAGGACUUCCACGAUGUCAACGAACGUGUGAUAAGCCAAUUGAAAUUGAAAACGGCGAGGUGUCUUGUCAGGAAAGCGGAAUUUCAGCCGGCCAAGUCUGCCAAUACUCCUGUAACUCUGGCUACGAGCUUCGAGGAGAACAAUCGACAACGUGUACAGUCACUGACGGUGGCAGUAGCUGGACUAAUGCUCCACCAAGUUGUGAGCCAGUUUGUGGAACACCGCCAGUGAUAGAGGGAGCGACAAGAACAUGUGAUAACGGAGACAGGGCGACAUACAGCGUUGAUAGCAAAUGUCAGUUUGAAUGUGGCGCGAUGUCGAGAAUGGUUGGCGAUGACAGUAUUGUCUGCAAAAAGGACUUCAACGGCCGAGCCUACUGGUCCGAUUCUCGUCCAACUUGUAUUCCCACUUGCGCCCAGCGAACUAUUCAUACACCACCGAUGGCUGUUGAAUGCACCAGUGGACGUGACAUCGGUUCCACAUGUAGUUUCGCCUGUAACGAAUUGACGACAAUGGAAGGUGAAGCAUCUGUCGACUGUAUCGCUGAUGAAAUAAGCGGAGAGCCAGUUUGGUCGGAUGAGUUUCCAAAAUGCAAACCGCUCUGCCGCCAAUUGCCCAAGACGGAAGCAAAACUAAUUUCCUGCGAUAAUGGCAACAAUGCCGGUUCAAUUUGCACGGCCGAGUGUGCUGACUUGGGUUACCAACUGGCCGGAAACGAGGCGGUCACGUGUUCCACAAGCAAAGUCAAAGUUGAUAUGGAGAAGGUGUUGUUGAGUAAUGAGUCGAACAGGAAGAGUUUCAAUGUGGAAGUUGAAGCAUUCGAAGAAGUUGCCGAGUGGGAUGGACUUCUCGGUGUUUGCGAAAGGACUCUCUGCCCUACUUUGGUGAUGAUCGAAAACGGGCAAGUAGCAUGCACGGGGAGCAAAUACGAAGACACAUGUGACUUUAAAUGCAACGACGGCUACAGUCUUGACGGGCCCGCCACGGUCACGUGCUUAUCGGGAAGUCGCUGGUCAUCGACUGUCCCGCGCUGUUUACCCAUUCCCGAGGAGGAACUCGCUGAUUGCCCGAUUUUGAAGACUAAUCCUAUUGUGCAAGCCGAAUGCACGCAAGGCAACAAGGUUGGCUCAUUUUGCGCCUUCUCCUGUCCGACCGGUUACAAACUGAUCGGAUCAACUUCGACCGAAUGUCUUGAUUCGGCUUCGUGGAGCGAAGAAGAACUGCCCGACUGCAAGGUGCGCAUCAUGAUCUCGAGAUGGAUUUCGAAUUUGGCGUUAGAGUACCAACCCAACUGGCGCUCCGCGGUUGAAAUAAGCGUCAUUCCACGAAAUAGAGAUGGAAAAGACGACGUGAUCGACGAGGUCGUUUGUGAAUUAAUGCAGUGCCAGAAUAUUGAAGAAUUCUUCGCAUGGAUUGAGGAGAAUGGAUAUCAACUCAGUGAGGCCGAGAGAGAAGAUGUUGAAUUUUGCUGCGAUGUUCCAGUUGAAGAAUAA
This is a messenger RNA of Oikopleura dioica, 3282 nucleotides long. Lineage: Eukaryota; Metazoa; Chordata; Appendicularia; Copelata; Oikopleuridae. The record is from the annotation of a GenBank genome assembly.